This is a messenger RNA of Olea europaea var. sylvestris, 967 nucleotides long. RefSeq names its product nucleosome assembly protein 1;4-like. NCBI's taxonomy places the organism in Eukaryota, Viridiplantae, Streptophyta, Magnoliopsida, Lamiales, Oleaceae. The coding region runs from base 110 to 967 and encodes 285 amino acids. The transcript is spliced from 10 exons. The record is from RefSeq and is a predicted model, not a curated record. Gene Ontology annotation, biological process: nucleosome assembly. Gene Ontology annotation, cellular component: nucleus; chromatin. Gene Ontology annotation, molecular function: chromatin binding; histone binding.
CACUUAUUCCACUGUCCCGCGGAAACACACGUAUUCCCUCUCUUUGCGUCCCCAAAUUUCCCUCUUUUUACUUCCUCUCUCUCUAGGGUUUCUCUUUUCUCUUACUGUCAUGAGUAACCCAGACAAAGACAGCUUAGACAUGUCCGACCUCGAUUCCUCCCUUCCCGCUGCUGCCGCCGCUUUGAGUGUGGAGGAUCGCGCUGGUUUAGUAAAUGCUCUAAAGGAUAAAUUACAAAAUCUGGCUGGGCAGCACACGGAUGUACUUGAAACUCUGUCUCCAAUAGUUCGGAAGCGUGUUGAGGUUCUGAGGGAGAUCCAGAGUCAACAUGAUGAGCUAGAGGCAAAGUUUUUCGAGGAAAGAGCAGCUCUGGAAGCUAAAUAUCAGAAACUUUAUGAACCUCUAUACACAAAACGUUAUGAAAUUGUAAACGGUGUUGUUGAAGUUGAAGGAGUUACUGAAACCCCCAUGGAGCAGGGGGAGGACAAACUAAAAGAAUCUAAAGGUGUGCCUGACUUCUGGCUUAUGGCAAUGAAGACUAAUGAAAUACUGGCAGAAGAGAUCUCGGAGCGCGAUGAAGAGGCUCUUAAAUAUCUCAAGGAUAUCAAGUGGUGUAGGAUUGAUAAUCCCAAGGGUUUAUCUGUAGAAGGGUGCCCUCAAUUGUUUGGGUUUUCAUCUGGAUUUUUGUGGCAUAUCAACAAUAUCACUCCGUACAGUGGUCAAAUUCGUGUUCAUUAUUAUCUUUGGUUCGACCAAAUAAAACAUGCAGUCUUUCACAUAAACAGAAAGCAAAAAGGAGAAGAAAUGAGCCGUGAUCCCUUAUCCCUUAUGGGAGCAACCACCUCAUCGGGUGACCCACUCUCAUCCAAUGAUGGGAGAGCACCUUGGAAAUUGAGGUGGAAAGAGAAAAAAUCAAAUCCCGAGUUGGUCUCACCUCAUAGAGCGAGAGUGGGGUACUCAAUGAAGUGA